Messenger RNA from Phaeodactylum tricornutum CCAP 1055/1, 2447 nucleotides. RefSeq lists its product with no specific name. Gene Ontology annotation, biological process: protein processing. The coding region runs from base 80 to 2404 and encodes 774 amino acids. The record is from RefSeq and is a predicted model, not a curated record. The transcript has a single exon. Gene Ontology annotation, cellular component: membrane. Lineage: Eukaryota; Bacillariophyta; Bacillariophyceae; Surirellales; Neidiaceae.
CUCUACGAGACCUUGUUUUCCAUUGUGUCUUCUUCUUCUUGCAUUCCAACCAUUGUUGGUGGCUGUCCUUGAUCGUAGUAUGAAAUGCGUACCAUUCCGGCCGUUGCUGAGACUGUUGCUGGUGGCGUCCACCAGAGUCGUCGUCGUCGACGCCGUUGACGCGAGUUUCGAUCAGCCCUUUGCGUCGGCCGCCAUUCCACACGUUCCCUGCGUUACCCUUUACCAUCGUAACGGCCGUCAGGGUUGCGGAACCGCGGAUCACGACCUUCAAACCGGUACAUUGCGCUAUUUCCAGUCCGGAUCGUCCGCACCAAACGUUCAGGAGGAAUACGUGGCGGUAGUGGAAGAUUAUGUCUUGACCAGCACGACACUGCAGACGCUGAUGACUGCGUACCGCGCCAACGGACUGCUGCAGGGUAUUCUGGUAGUCAAUUCCACCAGUAUUGACGAGAACGAUAAUUCCUUUCGGUCACCCGAUUCGCAAUACCCACAGGGCUACGGUACUCCGUCGGCGGGACUCAACUACGGCAAUACACAGUAUGCCUGGAACGCACGGGGGGAAGACUUGUUGGGGCUCGACUUGUACGGUAUACCCAUGGUCUACGUCGCCGACGCGGAUCUGUCCGUUGCGAUUGUCGCGAAAGCGAAAGAUCCGAGUGCGCACGAUAGUUCCAUCGUUGCCGCGUUCAACUACUACAUGGGACCGGAUAACGUUACCAGUGUGGAGUGUUUACGGUGGAAGGAUACCAAGACGAACCGUUGGAACCCCAAGUGUUUGCCCUUGGGGGGCACCAGUGUCUGGGCGACGGCUGGUUCGCCACCACCUUCCGAUAACACCAACAAUCGACCCGUUGUACUGGUCGGCGCGGGAAUGGAUAGUACCACGUUGUUUCACGAAACGACGCCCGCCGCCAACGCCGCCGCUGCCAACAUCGUGGUCAUGCUGCUCGCUGCCAAGUUACUGGGGGAGAACGUGGAUGAUGCCGCGUUGGAUGCGCUACCGAAUCGCAUCGGAUUCGCACUCUUUGAAGGCGAAACGUACGGAUUUAUGGGUUCGCGCAACUUUCUGCGCGACGUGGCCUAUCCCGGCUUCCAGUGCAACGAUGCCAUCGUUCCGUCCGUUUCGAAGAACGCGAACGGACACGACUAUGCCUGUCUUUCUCCACUUCGACCCAGUCUCAAAUUUACCGGCAUUUCAUCAAUCGCCGGUAUGAUUGCCGUCGAUCAAGUGGCGUACGCCGUGGGACAGGGUCUCUUGUACACACACGCCGAUCAGAACCAAGACACCUACGGAGCCUUUCUCGCCAACGUGCUCAAGGCCUGUAGCACCAGUGCCGUGACGGUCGCUCCCACUUCGGCGACGGCAAGCAACGGUAACUACCCGUACCCACCGUCUCCUCUGACGUCGCUACUCAGUCUCUCUCAAGGAGCAGUGGGUGGAGCGGUCUUGUCCGGCUACGACUACGCUUUCACCAAUGCGGCCCCCUACCAUUCCGUACUGGAUGAUGCCCGCCUACACGCUCCCGACUACCAAAGCAUUGCGGGCGCGGCUACCAUUGUCGCCCGAUCCGCGUUGGCGGCGGCCUACGACGACGGCACGUACAAUUCCGCGGCGGCCGCCACGUAUGCUGCCAAUAUCAUUCCGGAACUGGAAUCGACCGACGAAACUCUCGUCACUUUGGCGGAUUGCGUAUUCUACAAUAGCGGGUGUCGGACCUUUCGGGAAUACGCACAAACGGAAUUUAGCAACGAAAAAUCCCGGACGGGCUUGGAUUUGCGUGCGCCGACGACGACCGCAUCCGGUACGACUCCCAACUACUACGUCGGAGUGUACAACGACGCUAACGGUCAACCCUUUGUGCGGGUCGGAGAUCGAACUUACGGUGCCUACAACGGCAAAGAGUACGGUAACGGCGGUUCCGACGCUUUUGGGAUUCUACCGCGUGAAAAGGCUCGCGCCAUUCGUGGUCUCUUGAACGAUUACCUAGGACGGGGUAGCGUGAGCGAGAGCAGCGGGGAAACUGUCCAGGUACAAAAGUGCACAAAACUUGCGGACUGUGCCAGUGUAAAGUACUGUUCCACCAAUUCGGAUAGUGCCAUAUGCACCGCUGGGGGCGUGUGCGUGUGCCUGCGUGCGCACUAUCACGUAGCCAUGGACGAAGCACUGUUAGCCGCCGAGAAUGAAUUCCCGGGACGUUUUGUGGUAGACGAAACGAACGAUCAGGGUGUGAGUCCUAUGUACACGGAACCCUACUGGUCCAAUAGUGUGGGAGUCAAAGUGUACCGGGAUGUGGGGCAACUGCCAGGUCUGGUAACCUUGGUUUUAGGUAUUGGGAUGGCGGUACUAUCCUUUUUUGCGGCCUUUGUUCUCAAAGUGGGUCUCAAAAAAGAAAAGCUUUACUAACUGUAAGUGAAUUCUCAUACGUCUAGACAAUUCUUUUUGUUAC